UUGAGUUGAUUUAGGCUCUGAAGCACGUUCUGGCUGUACAGGGCUCGGGAGUGACAAGACUUGGGACCUGCCGCAACUCGUCCCAGCACCUAGUUUCCCGGGAGGCGCGGUCCCGGCAGGAGUCAGCUUCCCUCCGCGGCCCUGACGCCCGGCAGCUACCUCUCACGACUACUUGAAUGGACAUUUGAAAGUGUCAUUGUCAACUGCUUGCAAGCAUGGAGACCUCAUCAAUGCUUUCCUCCUUGAAUGAUGACUGUAAGUCUGACAACUAUAUUGAGCCGCACUACAAGGAAUGGUAUCGAUUAGCCAUCGACGCACUGAUUGAGCACGGCUUGGAAGCAUACCAAGAAUUUCUUGUCCAGGAACGAGCUGCAGAUUUUCUAGCUGAAGAAGAAAUUAGUUAUAUUUUGAAAAAUGUCCAGAAAGUUGCACAGAAUACAGCACACGGGACUGAUAAUUCUUGCGAUGAUACCUCAUCAUCAGGAACGUACUGGCCUAUUGAAUCUGAUGUGGAAGCUCCGAAUCUUGAGCUAGGCUGGCCUUAUGUGAUGCCCGGACUCCUAGGGGUCACUCAUAUUGACCUUCUCUUUCAUCCUCCAAGAGCACACCUACUUACAAUAAAGGAAACUAUUCGGAAGAUGAUUAAAGAAGCAAGAAAGGUCAUUGCUUUAGUAAUGGAUAUAUUUACAGAUGUGGAUAUUUUCAAAGAGAUAGUAGAAGCAUCGACUCGUGGGGUAUCUGUAUACAUUCUGCUUGAUGAGUCCAAUUUUAGUCAUUUUUUAAAUAUGACUGAGAAACAGGGAUGUCAAAUACAGCGUCUCAGGAAUAUUCGAGUGCGGACAGUGAAAGGACAAGAUUAUCUUUCAAAAACAGGAGCGAAAUUCCAUGGGAAAAUGGAACAGAAAUUUUUAUUAAUUGACUGCCAGAAAGUAAUGUAUGGCUCUUACAGCUACAUGUGGUCAUUCGAAAAAGCUCACCUCAGUAUGGUUCAGAUAAUUACAGGACAACUUGUUGAGUCUUUUGAUGAAGAAUUUCGAACUCUGUAUGCAAGAUCCUGUGUUCCCAGGUCAUUUGCUCAGGAUGAAGCAGCAAGGGUCAAGCAUGGCAAAUCUCUCUGGGAGAAUGGAAAUUACCAGCAUUCGGUUUCUUCAUUAGCUUCUGUUUCCAGCCAACGCAACCUGUUCAGUAGACAAGACACAAUUCACAAGCUAGACUCCAGUUACUUCAAAAACAGAGGGAAGUAUGUUUUACAUGAACCUGACAAAUACAGCAUAAGAAAUCAAGCAUACAAACCUCAUUUCGUUCCAAACUUUAAUGGUCCAAAUACAAUCCGUCAGUUUCAACCCAGUCAUCUAAAUGAAAAUUGGAAAAGACACAGUUACGCUGGGGAACAGCCAGAGACCACACCGUAUCUUCUGCUUAACAGGACUCUGAAUCGAGCCAAUCAUCCCCCUGCUAAUUGGAAAAGACCUUCAGAUAGUCUCAGUGUGGCCUCCUCGUCGCGGGGAGGCUAUUCAAGCCACAAUAACACACCUGCUCAAAGUUUUGCUGAUCGGCUUGCUCAGAGAAAAACCAAUCUUCCAGAAAGAAAUUCAAAUAUGAGAAGAUCUUUUAACGGAACUGAUAAUCAUAUUCGGUUUUUGCAGCAACGGAUGCCAACUCUUGAGCAUACCACAAAAUCAUUCCUACGUAACUGGAGGAUUGAAUCUUAUUUAAAUGAUCAGUCUGAGGCGCCACCUGAUUCCAGCGGAUCAGCCCUGGGUGAGCGGUUUGAGGGCUAUGAUAACUCUGAGAAUUUGAAAGCCAGUGCCCUUUAUGCUCAUUCUCGGCUUCGGUCCUCUUUUGUAUUUAAACCAACUCUGCCUGAGCAACAGGAAGUUAACAGUUGCACAACUGGCUCCUCGAAUUCAACGAUCAUCGGUUCCCAGGGAAGUGACACACCUAAGGAGGUUCCACGCUCCCCUACAGGAGUAGAGCAUUCAACAGAGAAGCCUCUGCCAGAACCGGUCCCUCAGCUAUCACCAAAGUCAGAGGCAUCAAAAAUGCACACCUUGCACGUUCCGGAAAAUCACUCACCAGUACUAAAGCAAACCACAAAUGGCCAUACAGAAGCAAAUAAUUAUAUAUAUACAACUUUGUGCUCCAAUAAACAGACAGAGAAUCAAAAGAAUGAACCAAAUGAGAAUCUACUCAAAAGACGAAGUUUCCCAUUUUUUGACCACUCGAAAGCUAACAGUGGCCAUGGGAAUAGCAAGCAUUAUGUGUAUAGCACACUCACCAGGAAUCGAGUUAGACAACCAGAAAAACCCAAGGAAGACCUGCUGAAAAGCUCUAAAAGCAUGCAUAAUGUGACCCACAAUGUGGAGGAGGAAGAGGAAGCUCUCAGGAGAAAUCCUCCAAGUGGCACUGCUACCAAAUCCAUUUCUAUUGCAGCUUUACAUGACGUGAAUAAAGAGGAACCUAACAAGGAACUCACCCCAAAGAAGGAAGUUAAAGGUUCCCCAAGUUUUCUGAAAAAGGGAUCUCAGAAACUGAGGUCCUUGCUUAGCCUUACACCAGAAAAAAAAGAGACUCUCUCGAAAAAUAAAGCACCUGCCUUUUACAGAAUGUGCAGUAGUUCUGACACAUUAGUUUCAGAGGGUGAAGAAAAUCAAAAACCAAAGAAAUCAGAACACAAAGUUGAUUCAUCUCCUAGAAGAAAGCGCUCCUCCUCAUCCAAUUCUCAAGGAAGCCUUCACAAAAGCAAGGAAGAUCUAAGAAUUAGUUCCUCUCCGGGAACACAUUCUCCAUCCGAUGAAAAUAAUAAAAUAACCCCUUCUCCAGUUCCAGCUGAGAGGAAGUUCUUAGAAAGGGCAGGGGAUGCCUCGGCCCCAAGAUUCAACACAGAACAGAUCCAAUACCGAGAUUCAAAGGAGAUUCAUGCCGUUGCUGUUCCUGAAAGGAGGGCAACUCCUUCUCCAAGACCAAAGCCCCGUGAGAUCUUAAGGACUCAUUCAACGGACAGGCGGGUUUAUAGUCGCUUUGAGCCUUUUUGUAAGAUUGAGAGCGCUAUACAGCCAGCAAGCAACAUGCCCAGUCCCACAGUAAAUCGUGCAGAAAUAAAAUCCACAAAUUUGGGCAACAGUUAUGGCAGAUCCAGCCCAAUGCUUAAUUACGGCUCUGGUGUAUACCACUCAUAUCAACCAAAUGAAAACAAGUUCCGAGGAUUUAUGCAAAAGUUUGGAAACUUUAUAAACAAAAAUAAAUAAAAUAACAUAACUGCAAAAGGCUGAUAAAAUACAAAAUGGGGCUAAAUUUUUUUAUAUAUAUAAAAAAUUAUGUUCCGUAACUUGCCAGUAGGCUUCUCUAGGGCAAAAAUUGUAGAUGUGAUGGAAAGUUCCCCAGUGUACUAGUGUACAGUAGUGUUCUAGUUGAUGAAGUUCAUCUAAUUACUUCAUAGAUGAAUUUUUCUCUGUAAAGACAGGAUGUUUAAAUGGUAAUGGCAAAUAAUAACACAAACGGACACAUCAGUGAAAUCAUUUUCUUUAGGCUAAUAAUCUGAAGCCGUAAUUACUAACUUUGGUGAAAAGGUGGUAUAUGGAUUUAAACCGUUUUUCUGUCAAUAACCCUUUAUACUGUAUCUUUAUGGUGUUUUUAUAUCUUCAAAAAUGUUAAAAAACAGGACAAAAGCUUGGUGUUUUUAAUUAAAUUUUUACCUUACACGUUGUCUUAUUGAUUCUAUUAAUGUCAAUUUUCUGCUGUAAUAGUUUGCAACUUUUUGGGCCACAAUAAGACUCUUUAAACUACAUAGCUCAGCAUAAUGUUUAUUUUGCCUAAAACAUUUGCAAAGUGUGAAUUUCAUGCACUGUGAUUGCAUUUGUAGAAAUUUGUUUUACUAAUCAUUGGAAAAAUCUGAGUGGUGCUUUUUUUGGACACAAGGAGCCUGCGUUACAUUCUUUUCUUGAUUUCCCAUUACAUAUAUAUAUGUCAAUACACUUUAUGUAACUACAUAAAUUCCUUGAUUUCCCAUUAUA
This is a messenger RNA of Ochotona curzoniae (black-lipped pika), 4013 nucleotides long. RefSeq names its product family with sequence similarity 83 member B (gene SACK1B). NCBI's taxonomy places the organism in Eukaryota, Metazoa, Chordata, Mammalia, Lagomorpha, Ochotonidae. The transcript has 5 exons. The coding region runs from base 216 to 3248 and encodes 1010 amino acids. The record is from RefSeq and is a predicted model, not a curated record. Gene Ontology annotation, cellular component: cytoplasm; membrane. Gene Ontology annotation, biological process: epidermal growth factor receptor signaling pathway.